AUGCGCCCAGCAAUGCGUGUCCCCCUACGGGAAGCACUAUACGUGUGCUCAAACUGCAGACAAGGAGCAAUUCCCCGCGUGUCCCCGCUAGCCCAUCAAUUCCGCCGCAAUGCGUCCUCCGACUCCUCCAACUCCCCUUCCUUCCUCGAGCGCACUCGCCGCCGACUCUGGGCCACAGAAAAGCCCCCGGGCGCAGAGGACCCAUACACCGGCGAGUCUCAAUUGACACAGCAGGAAGUUGUGGAAGAUAAAAAGGAUGGUCUUGCGGCUGGAGAGACUGUGCAGGAGGGAGGUCUGGCAUCUGGUUCUUCAUACGUGCAGGCUGAUACUUGGGAGGGGCUGGAUGUUAUUGGAUUUACUGAGAAUAAGGAGUGGUUUGUGCAGGGUGUGAAUGAGGAGACGGAUCUGUAUGUUCGUUAUGACGCCGAUGUCAAGGUCCGGGCUGUGCCUCUCGCCGCUCACCAGGCUGCUGUUGAGAUCUGCUUGAUGCAUAUGCUGGGCAAGUCUCUCACUAGUGUUUGUGAGGUUGCUACGCACGAUCCGAAGAUUCAGGCUAUGCUUGAUAGCUGUGUUGUCUUGGGCUCUGAGCCUUUGAGCACCGCUCUCCGGUUCCCCGACGCGAAGACAAUGGAAGCUCUUGUCUUUGUUUUCCGCCAGAUUGGCGGAAAGACAGAUGCCCAGAUUGAGUCUCCGGAGAAAUUCAUCAUCGAGGAGGUGCCCGAGAAGAACAUUGCCCAAGGCCCUCACCAUGCUCUCUCAUUAGUUGACUCCCAAGUUAAAUUUGCCUUUGCAAAGCGGUGCUCCCAGCUCAUGGGCCGUCGCAUCCCAGACAAGACCAUCAGCUCCUCCAGUACCAUUGGCGAGUUCGUGACCGGUCUUUCUACCAGGCUCAAGGAGAAGCCUGUGCCGGUCACCAAGAAGCUGUCCAAGUACAAAGCUGCCGGUCACCUACCACCCAACCUCAAGUUCAGCGGCAAGCGUCUGAGCAAGGCUGACAACGACGAGGAUCUUGGCCGAAAGAAGACCAUCUACUCUGAGCUCUACAAGAGAGGCCUGAUUAUCUCCAAGGAUGAGAAGAAGCCUCAAGCGCUCUACUGA
Penicillium odoratum is the source of this 1098-nucleotide messenger RNA. RefSeq names its product mitochondrial 54S ribosomal mL50 protein. The transcript has 3 exons. Gene Ontology annotation, cellular component: mitochondrion. NCBI's taxonomy places the organism in Eukaryota, Fungi, Ascomycota, Eurotiomycetes, Eurotiales, Aspergillaceae. The record is from RefSeq and is a predicted model, not a curated record. The coding region runs from base 1 to 1098 and encodes 365 amino acids.